UUGGAAGAAGUUGCGACGCCUCUCCUCUGAGAAAAGUGCCUUUUCUUUCUGUGAAAACGCUGCAGGAUCCCAGUCUCUGGGAGGAAUUGGCUCGCGGCAAAGCAAGCAACCUGUGGACUUGGGAUCUGAGUGGCGCAUCGAGGAGGGAAGCUGGUAGGCACGCACUCCGGUGCCCGAUCCGGUGGCACCUCUUCGCAGUCUUCAGACGCAAGUCCCACAUUCUGGCUCAUCUUGGAGGGGUCUGGACGUCCUCCUCGUAAAGGUUGGAAACUGUAAACCUGCCCUUUGGCCCCCACGCCUUUCUACCCCUCCCCCUUGAUUCCGGCCCUUAUUGACAAGGCAGUGACUAUUGGCUGAAGUUCCCCUGCGAUUUGCAUGAACGGAGAGGGAGUGUUUUCUGGCGCCCUCCCUUCAGGAGCGCGCUGACUGCAGCCGCCCUGGGAAUGCGCGGCCGAGGGAAUGCGCGCAGCUCGCCGGCCCUGGCAGUGAGCUGGCGUCCGGCGAUCUGGCACCUGCGCCUGGAUAUGGGGAGUCUACGUCGUGCCAGGAGCAGCACCAGCCACAAGAACCUGCCGCAUGUGCUUCUGUUUGUCCUCUUCGUGGGACCCUUCCACUGCCUCGCGAGUUACAGCCGGGCCACCGAGCUUCUGUACAGCCUCAACGAGGGACUUCCCGCGGGGGUGCUAAUCGGCAGCCUGGCCGAGGACCUGAGGCUAACGCCUCGAACCGCGGGGAGACAGAACCAGCAGGCGCAGUCCCCAGAGCGUGCUGGAGCUGAAUGGAACCCCCCUCUGUCUUUCAGCCUGGCUUCUGGGAGACUGAGUGGUCAGUACGUGACCCUAGACAACCGUUCUGGAGAGCUGCACACUUCUACACGGGAGAUCGACCGAGAGGCCCUGUGUCUUGAAGGGGGUGGAGGGGCUGCUUGGAGCAGCAGCAUUUCUAUUUCCUCCUCUCCUUCCUCGGACUCUUGCCUUUUGCUUCUGGAUGUUCUGGUCCUGCCUCAGGAGUAUUUUAGGUUUGUGAAGGUAAAAAUUGCCAUCAGGGACAUCAAUGACAAUGCUCCACAGUUCCCUGUUUCCCAAAUCUCAGUCUGGGUCCCAGAAAAUGCACCUGUGAAUACCAGAAUGGCCAUAGAACACCCUGCUGUGGACCCUGAUAUAGGCACUAAUGGGGUGCAGACAUAUCGCUUACUGGACUACCAUGGCAUGUUCACCUUGGAUGUGGAGGAGAAUGAGAACGGAGAGCGCACCCCCUACCUAAUUGUCAUGGGUGCAUUGGACAGGGAAACACAAGACCAGUAUGUCAGCAUCAUCAUAGCAGAGGAUGGUGGGUCUCCUCCACUGUCGGGCAGUGCCACCCUCACCAUUGGCAUAAGUGACAUUAAUGACAAUUGUCCUCUUUUCAUAGACUCACAGAUCAAUGUGACUGUGUAUGGAAAUGCUACCGUGGGCACUCCAAUUGCAGCUGUCCGAGCUGUGGAUAGAGACGUGGGAACCAAUGCUCUAAUCACCUACACUUACAGCCAGAAAGUUCCGCAAGCAUCCAAGGAUUUAUUCCACCUGGAUGAAACUACUGGAGCCAUUAAACUCUUCAAUAAAAUUGGAGGAAAUGUUCUACAAACACACAAGCUCACUAUCCUUGCUAAUGGACCAGGCUGCAUCCCUGCUGUGAUUACUGCUCUGGUGUCCAUUAUCAAAGUCAUUUUCAGGCCUCCUGAAAUAGUCCCACGUUAUAUAGCAAAUGAGAUAGAUGGUGUUGUUUAUCUGAAAGAACUGGAACCUGUUAACACUCCAAUUGCAUUCUUUACCAUAAGAGAUCCAGAAGGAAAAUACAAGGUUAACUGCUACCUGGAUGGUGAAGGUCCAUUUAGGUUAUCACCCUACAAACCAUACAACAACGAAUAUCUGCUAGAGACCACAAAACCGAUGGACUACGAGCUACAGCAGUUCUAUGAAGUAGCUGUGGUAGCCUGGAACUCAGAAGGAUUUCAUGUCAAAAGAAUCAUUAAAGUGCAACUUCUAGAUGACAAUGAUAAUGCUCCUGUUUUCCUUCAGCCCUUGAUAGAGUUAACCAUUGAAGAAAACAAUGCACCCAAUGCCUUUUUGACUAAGCUGUAUGCUACAGAUGCUGACAGUGGAGAGAGGGGCCAGGUUUCAUAUUUCCUGGGACCUGAUGCGCCUUCAUAUUUUUCCUUAGACAGUGUCACAGGAAUUCUGACAGUUUCUACUCAGCUGGACCGAGAAGAGAAAGAAAAGUAUAGGUACACAGUGAAAGCUGUUGACUGUGGAAAACCGCCCAGAGAAUCAGUAGCCACUGUGGCUCUCACAGUGUUGGAUAAAAAUGACAACAGUCCUAGGUUUAUCAACAAGGACUUCAGCUUUUUUGUGCCAGAAAACUUCCCAGGAUAUGGAGAAAUUGGUGUAAUUAGUGUGACAGAUGCUGAUGCUGGCCAAAAUGGAUGGGUUGCUCUCUCGGUGGUGAACCAGAGUGACAUUUUUGUCAUAGAUACAGGAAAGGGCAUGUUGAGAGCUAAAGUCUCUUUAGACAGGGAGCAGCAAAGCUCCUAUACUUUGUGGGUUGAAGCAGUUGAUGGGGGUGAGCCUGCCCUCUCCUCUUCCACAAAAAUCACAAUUCUUCUUCUUGAUAUCAAUGACAACCCUCCUCUUGUCUUAUUUCCUCAGUCUAAUAUGUCUUACCUAUUAGUACUGCCUUCUACUCUCCCUGGCUCCCCAGUCACAGAGGUUUAUGCUGUUGAUAAAGACACAGGCAUGAAUGCUGUAAUAGCUUACAGCAUCAUAGGAAGAAGAGGCCCCAGGCCCGAAUCCUUUAGGAUUGACCCUAAAACUGGCAACAUUACUUUGGAAGAGGCAUUGCUGCAGACAGAUUACGGACUUCAUCGCUUGCUGGUGAAAGUGAGUGACCAUGGUUAUCCCGAACCCCUCCACUCCACAGUCAUGGUGAACCUGUUUGUCAAUGAUACGGUCAGUAAUGAGAGCUACAUUGAGAGUCUUCUAAAAAAAGAACCAGAAAUUAAUAUAGAGGAGAAAGAACCACAAAUCUCCAUAGAACCAACACAUAGAAAAGUAGAAUCUGUGUCCUGUAUGCCCACAUUAGUAGUGCUGUCCGUAAUAAGCUUGGGUUCCAUCACACUAGUAACAGGGAUGGGCAUAUACAUCUGCUUACGAAAAGGGAAAAAACAUCACAGGGAAGAUGAAAAUUUGGAAGUGCAAAUCCCGCUAAAAGGAAAAAUUGACUUGCAUAUAAGAGAGAGGAAACCAAUGGAUAUUUCUAACAUUUGAUAUUUUAUUGUGGAUUUCUGCAUAGAGAUGCCUCAACUGACUUUGGAUAGCCUUCAUCACCCAAACAAGAGUGUGUUGAUGCAGAUCCAAUGAAGGACAACUAAUUUAUAACUUGUAGUAUAUUGUAAAUAGAUGUUUAUGGGUUUUUAAAUUCAAAGUCAGAGGUUAUAAAAUGUGUACAGCAUUUUUAAAUGAAAAUUAGUAAUAACAGAUAUAGAAUUGUUAUUUAUAAAAAAAAAAAAA
Fukomys damarensis (Damara mole-rat) is the source of this 3545-nucleotide messenger RNA. RefSeq names its product protocadherin 20 (gene Pcdh20). The transcript has 3 exons. NCBI's taxonomy places the organism in Eukaryota, Metazoa, Chordata, Mammalia, Rodentia, Bathyergidae. The coding region runs from base 444 to 3302 and encodes 952 amino acids. Gene Ontology annotation, biological process: homophilic cell-cell adhesion. Gene Ontology annotation, cellular component: plasma membrane. Gene Ontology annotation, molecular function: calcium ion binding. The record is from RefSeq and is a predicted model, not a curated record.